AUGAAGUUGACGUGGUUUCGCUCAUACUUGCGUAAAAAAAAUGUAUUUGGUAGUUCUGGAUUUGAAAAUGUCUACCUAAUAGAGAAGAAGAUCCACAAUAAACUUAUUGGAUUACACAAUUGGAUAUAUUUUGCCGAGGAAGAACUGAGUGGAAGACUGAAUUAUUUAGGAUACACUCGUUAUGUUAAGUUAAACGACAAAGCUGUUCUUGUUAACGUACAAUUUUCAUUCGAUGAGCUUAGAAAAGGAUCUUCCUUCUUUAUUGGGACGCCUCCCGAAGUUGAAAUUGCGCUCGACACUGUUUGUUUUUAUGUGAAACCGGGAAAAUCUUGCAGAAUUUACACUCAAGGAAAUACAUUUACAAUACAGACGUAUGUCAAGAAGAGCGAAGGAAAUAACUUGGUAGCAUCAGCAUAUCCACGCCUUUGA
Messenger RNA from Belonocnema kinseyi, 429 nucleotides. Its product is annotated as poly(U)-specific endoribonuclease homolog. Gene Ontology annotation, molecular function: RNA endonuclease activity. The transcript has 2 exons. NCBI's taxonomy places the organism in Eukaryota, Metazoa, Arthropoda, Insecta, Hymenoptera, Cynipidae. The record is from RefSeq and is a predicted model, not a curated record. The coding region runs from base 1 to 429 and encodes 142 amino acids.